AUGAAAUCACACACAUUAGUCGAAAGAGAAGCAGAGAAAAAUGGUUUUAACUUUUCUGUUGGUCGUUACAUGCUUGAUAACUGGAACAAAGUUUGUUGCAGGAUUAGCAUUUACUUUGUCAGCGAUGCGGGUAAAAUUAGGAACUACAGGAACGUUGAAAAUGGCAUGUAAUGUUACCGAAAUAGAUGCAUGUGUGAUUUACAACAUUCAAAUACGGCGAGAAACAUACCCAAGAGCUAACUAUACAUGGGAAACCCUCGCAGAAAUUGAAGCAGGUUUAAACGAAGCUCCAAUUUUAGAUGAUGACAUUGUAAAUGACAAGGGCUUUGUUGCUGGUGGUGUUUUGGAUAAAGAUACACCAACACACACUUAUUUAACAUUAAAUAUGAAAAAAGAGAAGCUUACAUUAAGUGACUCCAGAGACUACAGAUGUGAGCUGACCUAUAAAAGUAACAUUACUGGUAGCGUUGCAUCAGUUAAAAGAAAUGCUAGCCUUUCAAUUGUAGGUGAUGAUGACUACAACAAAACGCAGUCGGACAUAAAGGACAACUCAGAAUAUGUCUGCAAAACCAAAUUAGUGAUUGUUAGUGCUAUUUUAGGAGUGACAAAUAUCGUGACGAUAGUGUAUGCAAGCUAUAUGAAAAUGGAGUUGAGAAAAGCAAAACCAAGAGGAAAUGUUCAUGCAUCGUGUGCUAAAGACGAUCGUCAAGACCACCCCAUCCAAGAGACUGAUGACGCAUCCAAAGAAUUUAUAAGUUAGUACCUUUGAGAGGCAACAACAACCAGAAUGUAUAUAGUUAAAUCUACAUUGAUUCAAAAAGUAUACCCGGAGAGGAGAAGAAUGAUGCUUUUGCUUUUGAAGAGUACUGAUUCAUAAAAGAGUGUAAAAAAUGUAAAUGUGUUCGCCUGUAUCAUUUUUUUCAGCAAAUUUCCAAAGGUUCGUCGUGAAAGUGUUUAUGGAGCUAUAACAAUGGCAUUGGUAAAAUUGCGAUAACGUUCCAAAACGACCAGUAAUGGCAACACCUAUUGUUACUAAGCAUGUAUCUAGUACGAUCUACAAAACUCAGUCUACCAAACAUGAAGAUAGAUAAAUUAGCAAACGAAAAGCAAGUUUCUGGAGGCUGUAUAAUAAAACGUGCAAACGGAUUUGAAAAAAAACCUAGUCAUUUCUAAUGUUGCUAUAUUCAAUAUUUUCUAUUUAAGUCGAAGUGCCACAUACGAGGUGGCAAUGAUCGUGAGAAACUGACGCAGCUUUUGCGUAAUAUUUGAUGUUCAGACAGCACAUCUAGUCAUACAUCUAAACAGACAUUGACCAAGUUCAGUCUAAAAAUUAGGAAUGUCAGCUUCCUAGCUAUGCAGCCUCUGUGUAUAUGAGGAACUGUAGAUUAGAAGCGCUCUAUCAUUCAAAAUUGAUUUUAAAAGAGCAAAUAGAUAAUGCUGGACCAUUUAUCUGUGAAUGCAACUUUGCCUUCUUGUCACGUCUCUCGUACGUAAAUAUCCUUUGGAAGCAUAAGAUGAAAUGUUAUGUUAUGGUAUAUACAUGUUUGUUGUAGAGAUUGAUAUUUGGUGAAAUUUAGUAUGAAUGAUCUUGUCUCGAAUUAAAUGGCAUGCAACACCGGCAAUUCAUUGUGAAAUGAAUAUGGGUAUACUUGAAAGGACAAUUGGCGGUAAAUAUUAAAUUUGUGAUUAAGUUUUUAUUUUGUUUAUGAAUAAGAGUAUGUAAUGUAAAUUAUAUUAACUUUUGAAUGGGAAAUAAACCGGAAAACGA
Molecule: messenger RNA, 1768 nt
Organism: Mercenaria mercenaria
Lineage: Eukaryota; Metazoa; Mollusca; Bivalvia; Venerida; Veneridae
Exons: 5
Coding region: 41-760 (239 amino acids)
Source: RefSeq, a predicted model, not a curated record